Messenger RNA from Poeciliopsis prolifica (blackstripe livebearer), 3234 nucleotides. RefSeq names its product ceramide synthase 2a (gene cers2a). Gene Ontology annotation, biological process: ceramide biosynthetic process. NCBI's taxonomy places the organism in Eukaryota, Metazoa, Chordata, Actinopteri, Cyprinodontiformes, Poeciliidae. The coding region runs from base 462 to 1595 and encodes 377 amino acids. Gene Ontology annotation, molecular function: DNA binding; sphingosine N-acyltransferase activity. The transcript is spliced from 11 exons. The record is from RefSeq and is a predicted model, not a curated record. Gene Ontology annotation, cellular component: membrane.
GGAUUACCCCUCAUACCCGGACGUCACUUUAAAUAGCCUGCCUGCCUCUCUUCCAUCAUCUUACAACGAACCAUAAAAAUCCACUAUGCCGCCAGAACUGCGUGUCUGAUCCGCCACAGUCACCAAGAACCACGUUGGGGACAAACAAAAACAACAGAAAAACAACUCUAAAGUCAUUUCCCCGCCGCAUUUAAAUCGACACGGGAGAAGAUUUUAAGAAACAAAGUGCGACAUUUUUUUUUUUUCUGGUUUGACACAAGAAGGAAACUAAACGGAUUAAAUCGCUGGACUAAUGUGUGACUAGGAGCUACUUGAAUGGUGAAAUAUUCAUGAAACCCUCCCGGCUGCGACACACAGGACGAGGAGGAGCGGAAGAAGCGGACACCGUGAUUCCACCCACCGCCCGAUGAGCACAUUUCCAGCCCGCAUUACCUGUCUGCACACGGCGAAGAGACGCGAGAAUGUUAUCUCGGUUAAAUGAGCUGAUAUGGGCCGACUGGAUCUGGUUCCCAGAAGGCUACGGCUGGGAUGACCUGAAAGAUCACGAUGGGAAAGUCUUCCCUAAAACUCGGGACCUCUGGGCGGUUCUCCCCGUCGCGCUCUGCUUCCUCGUCAUCAGACAGAUAUUUGAACAGACAAUAGCACUUCCUUUAGCAUCUCUGCUGGGAGUGAGCGACGAGCAUCGUGUUUGUGCGUCGCCUAAUCCCGUCCUGGAGUCUCAUUUCUGUAGCACAUCUAAACAUCCCACACAGAGCUCCAUAGAGAGUUUAAGUAAACAGACGGGAUGCUCGGUGCGACAGGUGCAGAGGUGGUUCAGGCGACGGAGGAAUCAAGACCGACCCAGCAAGCUCAAAAAGUUUCAGGAAGCAAGUUGGAGGUUUAUGUUUUACCUUCUUGCUUUCUUUGCUGGCCUGGCCGUCCUUGUUGAUAAACCGUGGUUCCACGAUGUGAAACUGGUGUGGGAAAACUUCCCCAAAAUGCCGCUGUUGACCUCCCAGUACUGGUACUACAUGAUCGAACUCGGCUUCUACGUCUCCCUGGUUUUCAGCGUAGCAUCAGAUGUCAAGCGGAAGGAUUUCAAAGAGCAAAUCAUUCACCAUGUGGCUACCAUCCUCCUCAUCAGCUUCUCCUGGCUGGUCAAUUACAUCCGAGCCGGGACUUUGAUCAUGUUGGUGCAUGACGCCUCUGACUAUCUUAUGGAGUCGGCCAAAAUGUUUAACUAUGCAGGCUGGAAAAAAACCUGCAACUUCAUCUUCACUGUGUUCGCUGCAGUUUUCAUCAUCACUCGCCUCAUCAUCUUCCCCUUCUGGAUCAUAUAUGCAACGGGCGUGUACCCGCUGGGCCUCUAUACCACCUUCUUCGGCUUCUACUUCUUCAACGGGCUGCUGGUGGUGCUGCUGAUUUUGCACAUCUUCUGGACGGGCCUCAUCCUGCGCAUGGUCAUCAAAUUCCUGCCAGGAAAUGGCAUCGUGGAGGACGAGCGCAGUGAUAAAGAGGAGGUGGAGUCUGACGACGAAGACGACUGCAGCAAGCCGAAGAACGGCCAUGUGCAGAACGGUCACUCUGUCCUCAACAGCUACAGGAAAAGAGUCUGACUGGUCAGAAAGAGAGACUGGGUGAUUAUGAACAAAACAAAAAGAAAAGGUGACAAUGGCUCCCUCAUCUGGAAGCUGAAGAACAUGCAGCGGGCAUCGCAUUCAAAUUUACUCUCGUUUAUAUUUUAGGUUUUAGGGAACGCAGAAAGCUCCGAGGGGAUCGCUUGGCCUCUCUGUGGAUUACACUAAGAUAGAAAAGGAGCCGAUAUGAUCCCAUAAACACAGAACAAAUGUCCACUUCUAUAUUUUUCCUCUUUGUCGACCCGCCUGCUUCCAACUUUGUUUUCUUGAUGGGAAUAUUGUCUGGAAACUCGGCGCUUCGGAUGGUUUCUCCCGUCCCCACGGCUCAUCAAGACGCUUCGAAGUGUCGAUCUAAAGCUUAACUUAUUUUUGCUCUAAAUAAACACACAUGCCAGAGAUGAUGUGAUGAGCACUACUGUAAAUUUGGCUGUGAUUUAUUUUUUUAUUUUAAUUUUUUUUUCUCCUAUGGACCAUGAAUCGCCUUAAGUCCAAAGUUUUAUUCAGUUACAAAAAAAAAAAGUUUCUGCUGCAUUUCUGCCGCUCUAGCUCUUUUUGGCUAAACGUUGCACCUCCAGCGAGAUUAAAGACGAAACGAUAACAAUAAUUAAUAAUAAUUAAAUAGUGUGAGUGAAGGAGCCUAGCCUCCCAUACAAACUGAAAUGUGCCUUUGGAGAAAGGUCUUUAAAUACUUGCUUUUCUGAGCGAUGGUUUGUUUUAAAUGUUUGUUUUGUUUAAAAUCUUUCUUUCAUCGUUUAUUUCUUUUAGUGCAGCCAAAAAGGUUAAAUUUGGGAGCAAAGUGUUUGAUUAAGUUAUCAGUAAAUGAUGAUUAUUUUCUGGCUGGAGUAAUCCAAAGCAUAUCCACUUAGUACAUUUGCUUUUAUUUUUAUUAUUAUUAUUUAUGCCUCCGUCAUCUUGAGAUGCACUUUAUGGUUCUUUAGACGAUCAGUAUUGACUGGAAAAACUAGUGAAUCAUUUUAGUUACAGUUUUGAUUCAGAUUUCAAAUUAUUAUUUGUUUGGAGGUUCAAAAAAAAUUUUUUUUAAUUAUUUAUUCACGUGAAUAUUCAUUUGUUUUGACAGGGUUUUUGGUUUAGCUAGGAACAAAGAAAGAUGUUCGUCAAUAAAGAUGUAAAAAAAACAAAACAAAAUGUAACGCCAAAUUUUUGUUUACACUUUCUGAGACGUUAUUUGCAAGUGCCUUCAUCAUUUCAACUGUUAAAUUGUUAGCAAAACUAAAUCUUCUCGAAUGCCUUCUUGACCAAUCACAUGCAGCUCUCCGCUGACAACUUUGCUUCUGCUGAAGUGUUUUUAUUCUUCCUGAGUUGUACAUUUCUAACAUGGAUGAUAUAAAUUUGUGUGGAAAAAUAUCUGCUUUUAUUGCAUUUAUUUCUGAAGAUGAUAAAAUGUUUUUAACAGAUUUUAUUUAUCAACUGAAAUUUUUUUUCAUUGGGAAUUGUUUUGUGUUUUCUUUGCAUUUUGUAGACAAUACGACCAGUUGGGUAAAUACAAGACGCGAUUUAAGUUUUACAUGAAAUAACUUAAUAUUUGUAAUGAGAUACCAGCUCUAAUAAUAUUUGGUUAAUGUACAAAAUAUUAAAACAUUGGAUCAUAUUGCCAUAA